AUGCCGAAAAGGGGAAAGCAUGGAAUUAAAGGGAAAAGGGGGUACAAGCCUGCAAAAGAUAACAUGGAAUCUGCACUGAAACUUGCAGCAGCCAGUUCUAAAAUAUGGGAAACAAAACUGGACAUUGCAAGCAAGUCAAAACAGGAGUUCAGGGAAUGUGCCACAAAGCUGAUCAUUGAAAAUGAUGUCCUUCAUGCACAGAUGUUUCAGAAUGAACGAGAAACAAUUGACGUCAUCACAUACUUGAAAAAACAAGAUGAAGAUAAAGAUGAUCAG
Molecule: messenger RNA, 276 nt
Organism: Candidula unifasciata
Lineage: Eukaryota; Metazoa; Mollusca; Gastropoda; Stylommatophora; Geomitridae
Source: the annotation of a GenBank genome assembly